UCCUCUGGGCAUGGGCGAGCCUCCGGGCAACAAGCACGCAGACCCCACGGAGCAGCCAGCGUCGCCCGCUUUAUCGUACUGUGACAGUUAUCAGUCGGACGUUUCGGCCAGACAUAGUCGUGUGGGGAGCGAUGCCUCUCCGAGACGAAUUGUGCGCCGUUUUAGUAACAAGUUGUUCGAUCGCCAGUCAUCGGUGCAGAGUGGACUAUCAUUUGAUAGCCGGCCCACUGGACAAAGCUGGCGACAACGUCGCCAUUCGCGCGGAUCGAAUGACGUUUUGGAUGUGGUGGAGGAGGAGAUGCGGUAUGAGGUCACCAUGCAGCAGAAAAGAUUUCCCCACAGCCCGAUAAACCCGCUGGCCGCGGAAGUCCUGCCGAAGCCAGAAGGGGUGAACCAGUAUUGUUGCGGAAACAAGAUCCGGAUCGGCACGCGCCGUGCUAUCAAGGUCAACAUGAGAAUCAAUGUGUUGGAAGUGUCAUCGAUCGAUGCGGUUCGGGAGCAAUUCACUGCCAUAUUCACUGUGCAGAUGUUUUAUGUCGAUCCGAUGUUGAAGAAUUUUCGAACCGAAGCCUACUACUACUCUGACGGCGAAGUCAAGGUGGAAAAAAAUUGCCAGGUGGUCGGGGCAUGGAAAUAUUCAACGACUGGUAAAACGACAAUCCUCUUGGAGAGUGGGCAGGAGAUAGAGGUGGCGCCCACGCUCAUACAGCACAUCAGGCAGCCGGAUUGGGACAGCGAUGAGAAGUUGUUCAAGCCCGCGUUCACUUUCGGAAACGCCACCACGAACGCGGAAGUCGUCGAGCACAUACGCAUGUUGGAGUAUUGCAGCGCCGUUGGAGGUCAUGUCUUCGAGAAGUACAAGUUCCAGGGCACGUUCACUGAAAGGCUCGAGCUGGCGGACAUGCCCUUCGACAAGCAGAUGCUGAGGAUACGCAUAUACGGCGAGGAGCCGAUCUGGCGCCAGCAGAUGGCACCGCUCAAGGAUGAGACGGUGCACGUAGAGGGAUGCAAGGUGCCGGCCGUGCGGUUGAUGGCGUGGAAGCUCGGCGACGACUCCUUCAGGUCCGUCCUCG
This is a messenger RNA of Prorocentrum cordatum, 1073 nucleotides long. The record is from the annotation of a GenBank genome assembly. Lineage: Eukaryota; Dinophyceae; Prorocentrales; Prorocentraceae.